GAUGCCAUGAACCCCACCCUCGCGAUCCUGGUCUGCCUUGGGCUGAGUGUGAGCUCAAGGACCGCAGUGCAGGCAGAGACCCUCACCAUACCCACCAUCUGGGCUGAGCCAGGCUCUGUGAUACCCCAGGGGAUGCCUGUGACCAUCUGGUGUCAGGGGACACCAGAAUCCCUGGAGUACUGUCUGUAUAAGUGGGGAAACCAGGAGCUUUGGGACAAACAGAAUCCACUGGAUCCCACAGACAAGGUCAAGUUCUCCAUCCCACACAUGGCAGAGCAAUAUGCCGGGCUAUUUUUCUGUAUCUAUCUCAGCCCUGCUGGCUGGUCAGAGCACAGUGACCCCCUGGAGCUGGUGGUGACAGGAUUCUACGGCAAAACCACCCUCUCAGCCCUGCCGAGCCCUGUGGUGACCUCAGGAGGGAAUGUGACCCUCCAGUGUUGCUCAUGGGAAAGAUUUGGUACGUUUAUUCUGACUAAGGAAGGAGAACACAAGCCCUCCUGGACCCUGGACUCACAGCGACACCCCAGUGGCCAUUUCCAGGCUCUGUUCCCUGUGGGCCCCAUGACCACCAACCACAGAUGGACAUUCAGAUGCUAUGGCUGUUACAGGAACAAACCCCAGAUGUGGUCACACGCCAGUGACCCACUGGAGAUUCUGGUCUCAGUCGCCACCUCCUCGAAUUACAUGGUGGUGAACUCUGUCCGCAUGGGCGUGGCUGGUGUGGUCUUGCUGAUCCUGGUGGUGAUUCUGGCAGAAUCUUGGCACAGUCAGCACAGUUAGAUGUUGAGUGUGUGUCUCUGCUGAUCUGAGCUCUGCAGUGCAGUGGGAUCCUGCAUCUUCCCUGAAGCAUCUCCAGGGC
This is a messenger RNA of Ceratotherium simum simum (southern white rhinoceros), 859 nucleotides long. The record is from RefSeq and is a predicted model, not a curated record. NCBI's taxonomy places the organism in Eukaryota, Metazoa, Chordata, Mammalia, Perissodactyla, Rhinocerotidae.